UGCCCUUCGUGAAGAUGGCUUCGCGCGCGGGACCUCGAGCCACGGGAACCGAUGGCAGCGACUUCCGGCACCGGGAGCGCGUGGCCCAGCAUUACCAAAUGAGCGUCUCUCUCAAGUCUGAGAUUAAGAAGUUGAUCUACAUACAGGUGGCCCUGUGGCUGUUGGUGGCAGCACAGAUGUGCGUAGCUCACUUCAAACUUCUGCCCCAUGACAAGGUGGCCAUGCCUUACCAAUGGGAGUACCCCUACUUGCUCAGCAUCAUCCCUUCCCUCUUUGGCCUCUUCUCCUUUCCCCGAAACAACAUCAGCUACCUGGUGAUUUCCAUGAUCAGCACUGGCCUCUUCUCGGUGGCGCCUCUCAUCUACGGCAGCAUGGAGAUGUUCCCGAUGGCCCAGCAGCUCUACCGCCAUGGCAAAGCCUACCGUUUCAUCUUUGGUUUCUCUGCAGUCUCUGUCAUGUAUUUGUUGAUAGUGGUGGCGGUGCAGGUUCAUGGCUGGCAACUUUAUUACAGCAAAAAGCUCUUGGACUCCUGGUUUACCAGCACUCAGGAGAAGAAGAAGAAGUAAACAAGGGGUUGGGACUGCAUGCACCAACACUCGCUUGGAUGGAGGGGUGGGGAGGA
Messenger RNA from Protobothrops mucrosquamatus (brown spotted pit viper), 622 nucleotides. It is a transcript of the gene JAGN1, whose product is annotated as jagunal homolog 1. The transcript is spliced from 2 exons. Bases 15 to 566 code for a protein of 183 amino acids. The record is from RefSeq and is a predicted model, not a curated record. NCBI's taxonomy places the organism in Eukaryota, Metazoa, Chordata, Lepidosauria, Squamata, Viperidae. Gene Ontology annotation, cellular component: endoplasmic reticulum membrane. Gene Ontology annotation, biological process: granulocyte colony-stimulating factor signaling pathway; endoplasmic reticulum organization; vesicle-mediated transport.